AUGAGCACCGGCCACAGGCCCGACGGUAUCUUACCUGAUCUCACUAAUCACUUUGGUUCUUCUCACAACGCGAAGGCCGCGAGGCGCAAGCAUGGCUCCUCUCUCGCCCAACCCUCCACCUCAAAUGCACGCCCGAGCUCAUCCGGAACAACUCAUACGGGUCUCUUCACACCUCCGUCAUCGCAGAGUCAGGCAGAGAUGGAUGCGCGUCGCAUGCUGAUCAGUCCCCCACCCGAAGAGUUUCUCCGGCGGAAUAGAUCUGUUUCCCUGCGGUCCCGUUUGGCGGACGGAUCUACGCAGCAGAUUCAUACUGCGUCGUCUGACGCUUCCUCGGCAUCCAAGUCGUCGAAGUCUGCUGCAAAGCGCAAACGUCAGAUAAGUACAACUGCAAUCCCUGACGCUGACACAGCGGACGUCGAUGCCGAGCAUGGAGAGGGAGGAAGCACACUGGGAGAUGCCAACGUCGCUGCAGAAGCGACACCCAACAGUAAGCCCCGCAAACAGUCCAAGCGCCAUGUCAACUUCGUCGCCCGAGCCUCUUCGCCUGUCCGGCCCUCCACAAGCAAAGACGUAGCCCCCGUCUCUACUCCUACCCGCACCCGCUCUGAGUCCCCCUCCAAACGUGCCCUCUUCCUCUCCCCACAUCACAUCAACCCCCGCGCCGACUACAUCCCGCCCUCUCCUUCGCGCCGCCGCGAGCACAUAUCUGCUUCCGCCCGUCGCCGCUCCGUGACGCCGAUCUUCCCGUACGAGCCUCCGCGCGAGCGUUUUACGCCGCCGCGCGAGGUCUUCUGCUCGCCAUCGCAAGAGUCGCCUACGCGCUCGCGGCCAAACCGGCGCAAGUCCGUGCACAGCGCGAAGGGCACGAAGCGGCUGACUCUGACGAUCAAGAAGGAGCCGCCGGUGAUCGACCUCACCCAACCGCUGCCCCCGCCGUCCCCGACGGACGACCCGCUGUUAUUGUCUGGCCCGCCUCGACGCCGGAAGCCGAAACCGCGCCCGAGCGAGGUCAGGCCGUGUACUCCCCCUCCCCUUCCUUCUUUCUCCUUUGACGACUCUCUCGAUGCUGGUUCUACACACUCGCUUAAUGGUUCUACACAUUCAUAUUCUCGUGAUACCCCACCUAUGUUGUCGAGUUCGCCGAUGCGCGAGGACGAUGAGGACGAGGACGAGGAUGCCCCUCUCCCGGAGCUCAUCAUGGCUGCACCGGCACAGGCCGCCCCGUCCGACCCCGUCUUCACCGACGACGAGGACGCCAGUGGCGACCCGGCACCCGUAUUCAACUUCUCUGCGCUGGACGCGGCGAGUGACGACGAUUGGAGCGACGACGGACGCGGCGCAGGUCGCGAGGAAGCGGAGGAGGCGACGGGCGAGUAUACGGGGAGGUUCAGGGUCAUGGCCAUACCGACGAAGGCAGACCCGCCGAGCAGCUGUACGAGGAUGAGGAUGGAUAAGUGGGGGCGGCCGAAGAGCCCGCAUCCGAGACGAAGCUUGGCUGCUUUGGAAGAGGGGGAGGAGGGAGUUGCGGAGGACGAGGAUGAGGACGAGGUGAUGAAGGAAGUGGAGGAGGCGGAGGAGAGCGAGGGUAGGGAGGAGGAUGUGCUGGAAGGGCAGGAUGUUGAGCUUGAGGAAGAAGUUUAUCAGCCUCCUGUCGAGGUUCGGGAAGAGCUUGCCCUCGAUGAAGACGAGGAGUCAUACGAGGCUCGGUACGAGCCAGCAGUCAUCCCUGUCGAAGAACCGGAUUUCGUGGACCUUUCGGUAGAGGUGCACGAAGACUCGCGCACGCCCUCCCCAACUCCCUUCGAGCUACUAACCCAGAAGACCACUGAACAAUAUGACUUCGACGUGCUCAUGGACGACGCGAGCGACCAGGACACACUCACGGAGCCGGACCCCGACCUUGCGGACGAUCUCGUCUCGGAGCUCAGUUCGAAGGGCAAGGAGCGCGCGAUCGUGCACAGCGACGUCUCUCCAUUGCCUAGCACGUCUACUGUCACGGUCGAAGCUCCCACUGAGGCUGAAGUGGAGGUUGUGGAGGAGUACUCGUCUGUCGACGUUGACGAGGAAGAGGAGGACCGCUCGGACGAGGCUGUCAUCGACCGCGAACUGUCUGUCCUGCCGGACGACGAGAGCGAAGAGGAGGAGGAAAUUGAAGCCACCACGGAAGUCCUACAACACGCGUUCCAUCCUCCCAGUGAGUCUCGCUCUACCGAUGCGGAGGCGAAUCCGGUGCGCUCCCCGGAGGUGCAGCCCGCGGCGGCAGAUGAGUACGAUAACCCAGCGGAUGGUUCCGACGACGAUGAGAGCGACUCCUUGGAUGACGGUGUCAUCAAGAUCACCAGUGAUGACCCUCUGGCAGCCGCUCGCGCUGCAGCGAUUCUCAGGCUGCACGACUACGACUGCGUCCCGCGCAUUCUCGCCAAGAAACGCCGCCAUUCUCAUCUCGACGCGACGUCCGCCAUCCGCGACGCGCGCCGCCGGUCGUCGCUCGCCUCAGGGAUCAGUAAGGCCACCUCGUCCACGCCGAAGGGUACGCGCAGGCACACCCUCGGGGGCAUGCUCGGCGACAAGGUGUUCAUCCCAGGGAGCCCGGCGUUGACCAUACCGGAGUUGCUGAAGGAAGCGGAGCGUUCGCUUGAUCUUGAGAACCUCAGCCACAGCCACAGCCAGGUUCAGGAUGAAAGCGCGGUCCUGCAGAAGAUGGCCUCGACCCGGAACGAGUUCGUCACGCCGUUGAAGCCGGCAGACUCGUUCAGUUGGGCGACGCCGAGCUUCUCCUUGGGGGACGCGUCGACUCCGGUUGGGAGAGAGGCGGGAGCUUGGGCGCGCAAGGAGUGGAAGAAGCUGGAUUCGUGCUUGACAGACGAGCGGCUUGCGCUUGGAGGUGGCAAGGUGCUGGUGGAUGUUGAUUCUGUUGAUCUGGAGAAGGUCGCGGAUCGGUUCUUCGCGCAGUGGGAGGGAACAUCUGUGUUGCAGGAGCCUGAUGGGCUGAAUCGGGAGGAUGUCUUGCGGCGUGCCAGAGCGUUGCAGAAGAAGCAGCAGGCUGGAAGGGUCGCACCGCCCACGCCUUCAUCCGUCUCCCUGCUGUCAAACACUCCUGGUAUGUCAAGCUUCGAGAAGGAGUGCACUACGCCCCAAGGGCAUGCAUCUUCCGUGCCUCCCGCUCCUUCACCGGCCGAACCAGAAAGAUUGCAACCACCGCCACAACCGCACCCACAACCCAGGAGCGGCACCGUUAUCCCGCGCCCUACGUUCACGACGAGAGUUAAGGGCUUCUUCUCUUCCUACCUCCCCGUCCCAUCUGGCUCGAAAGCGCAACCUGUCAAGAAGCCCAAACCCGCGCAACCAGGCUUUCCCGUACCACCACCAGAAACCUUCGCCAAACCCCGCGCACCGAUCCACACACCUGCCCCGAAGCCUGUGCCGAAGCCCGUCCCUCCGAGGAACUCUGUCCAACUGAACGCUGUGCCCCCGCCGAAGCCGUCCAGGAUACCGCGCGGCAAGGAACAGCCUCGCAGAUUGGUGGACCUGCACCCGGCGCCACCACCUCCGGUGGACAAGCCGCUCCGAAUGGAUCCUUCCGCGAAGAGGCGCAGUAGCGGCGGGAGUGUCAAGGAUCUGAUCCUGGCUUUCGAGGGACUGGGCGAGAGCUCGAGCUCGAGACCUGCUUCAGUGGCGUCGAAUCGUGGAGGGAUAUGCCGCGCUUCAACGCUAGAAAACAAUCGCGGAGAGGGCUCGACGCUACGGCGAAAAGGGUGCUGUUCACUGGCCAAUCCCUUCCUGAGCUCAACCUCCACACCGAUGGCCACCAUGCAAACCCAUCAAAAUUCUGUUUGA
Messenger RNA from Fomitopsis serialis, 3837 nucleotides. RefSeq lists its product as uncharacterized. NCBI's taxonomy places the organism in Eukaryota, Fungi, Basidiomycota, Agaricomycetes, Polyporales, Fomitopsidaceae. The transcript is spliced from 5 exons. The record is from RefSeq and is a predicted model, not a curated record. Bases 1 to 3837 code for a protein of 1278 amino acids.